This is a messenger RNA of Pomacea canaliculata, 1673 nucleotides long. RefSeq names its product UDP-galactose translocator-like. The coding region runs from base 285 to 1376 and encodes 363 amino acids. Gene Ontology annotation, biological process: pyrimidine nucleotide-sugar transmembrane transport. Gene Ontology annotation, cellular component: Golgi membrane. The transcript is spliced from 7 exons. Gene Ontology annotation, molecular function: UDP-galactose transmembrane transporter activity. NCBI's taxonomy places the organism in Eukaryota, Metazoa, Mollusca, Gastropoda, Architaenioglossa, Ampullariidae. The record is from RefSeq and is a predicted model, not a curated record.
ACAUAUCGCUGGUCACACAACUCAUUGGACUCAAAGAGAAAAGUCACCUGCCUGCAGCCCUCCUUAGAGGCAUCAAGUGGUGCAGCGAGUGCAUCGCGACACUCCGGAUGACCUGGUCUUGCCAGCGACAUAGGAGGGACAGUACAUGGAUUAUCGAAGCUGAUUAUGAUGGGCAGAUGAAAGACAGAAGCUGCAUGAAGGGAUAUUUCUUGUUGCUGAGCAAGUCACAAAGGUCGUAAAAUCUCCGAAGGCGGGUCAAAGGUGAAGCAGGGCGGUUGUGCUCAAUGGGUGCCAGCGCCAACAAGAUGGACAGACUGGAGGUGGAGAACCCACCGGAAGUGAGGCGCCGGAACGCGUCUGGUCACGAACGGUCUGGGCAGCUGAUGAAGAUGAUCAGCCUGUUGCUGCUGACACCACAGUACGCGCUUCUCAUCCUCACCAUGCGCUACGUGCGCACACGUCCGGGCGCCAUGUUUGUGACGUCAACAGCCGUGCUGCUGGCCGAGCUGGUCAAGACGCUGACCUGCCUCCUGCUCGUGCUGGUGGAGCAGCGGAGCGCCCGGCUGUGGGCUCUUCAUCUUUACGAGAACCUCCUCUGUCAGCCCUGGGACUUCCUCAAGGUGUGUGUGCCCUCUCUUCUCUUCGUCGUGCAGAACAACCUCGUCUUCGUCGCCGUCUCCAACCUGGACGCCGCCACCUUUCAGGUUACUUACCAACUGAAGAUCCUGACGACAGCUGUAUUCUCCGUGAUGAUGCUCGGCAAGAGCCUCAGUCGCUCUCAAUGGCUCGCUCUGUUUCUCCUCUUUGUCGGUGUCUCAGUCAUACAGGUGCAGUCCGCUGGAGUGCAGUCAGGCGCUGCGAUGUCCCCGAGUGCCCAGAGCCCCGUGAAGGGUCUGGCGGCCGUCGUCGUCUGCUGCUGUCUCUCCGGCUUCGCCAACGUCUUCUUCGAGAAGCUCCUCAAGGGAGGCAAGCAGUCUGUCUGGAUGCGGAACAUUCAGCUGGGGUUGUCAGGCACCAUCCUAGGCGCACUGGCGGUGUGGAUCAACGACGGCAGCAAAGUUCGGGUGCAGGGUUUCUUCUACGGCUACGACACCCUGGUGUGGGUGGUGGUGGCCAUGCAGUCGCUGGGCGGGCUGCUGGUGGCGGCGGUCAUCAAGUACGCCGACAACAUCCUCAAAGGCUUCUCCACAGCCGGCUCCAUCCUACUGUCCUGCGUCGCCUCCGUCUACUUCUUUAACUUUGAAAUGACGAAGGAGUUCAUGCUGGGCACGGGUCUCGUGCUAGUGGCAGUCUACCUCUACAGUUCCUUCCCCGCUGUGUCCCCCAGUGUAACGAUCACAGUGUCUCCCCCAGAUCACCACAGCAACAAGACUUAGUGACGUCAGCCAGCAGCACGUGCAGUGCGUGCUCCAGUGCUCUGACUUCAAAGACAUUCUCACACCAAUGUGCUUCUCCCGGCAUUCAGCUUCGCUGAGGUUACAGAUUUGUCCAGUCAUCUGCACAAAACAUCAUCAGUUUAUAUUGUUUGAGCGGCUGUUCAACAAGUGGAUGGUCUACAGAAAGAUCGAGGAGUGAGAGCUGUAGAUGAGAAACUGUUUCUUCCUAAUUCUUUUUCUUCCUUAUAAAACAUAUUGCUAGCGGGACACUUCUAGUAUACACUACACGUAUGUUCA